GUGGAAAAAACUUAUUUCAUUUUGAAUCGCGAUUAAGAUUGGACGUCUUAAGAUGUGGUCAGCAGAUUAGUGCUUAUUCGACACAGUAUUCAUAAAGUGUUAAAAUGAAUCCCAAGUGAAGUAAAUUUAACAAAAUCAAGUGACAAGAAAGAAUUAAAAAGAAAUAUCUAGAAAUAAAAACAGAAAGAAGAAAAAUUGUGAAAAUUUCUCUACGUAGAACCGCAGAUUAAAGCCUUGGUUGUUAUCAGUGGGUCACAAGCAACCACAUCAUUUUAUAAGAAUACAAAUUGUAAUCAAAGAUUCAUCUGAAAAUUUCAUCAAAAAAUUCCCCAAAUAAAUUAUACAAAAUGGUCAAGACGGGACGUUUGUUUCGUGCUCAUGGAGAAUUCUGCGCAUCACACCCUUGGGAGGUGAUUGUGGCUUUGAUCACAUUCACCGCAUGCAUGUUUAGCGUUGAUAAACGAAGCUCCAGUUCAAACAGUGAUCCGCUUUUGAGUGAACCAUCAGUGAAGCCGCUUUGUCAUGGAUGGAGAGAGUCAUGCGAUGGAUUUGAAACUCAAUACAUUGCUGCUGAUGUUAUUCUUAUGACAAUUGUUAGAUGCUCUGCAGUUCUCUACUGCUACUAUCAAUUUUGUAUUUUACACAAGUUAGGAUCCAAAUACAUUUUGGACGAAGUUUUCACGGUAAAACAGAAGAAUCAUUCACGUAAACAAAAGCGUAACACGUUUCAUCAAACUGUUCUGGAAAAGUUGUGA
Molecule: messenger RNA, 755 nt
Organism: Clunio marinus
Lineage: Eukaryota; Metazoa; Arthropoda; Insecta; Diptera; Chironomidae
Source: the annotation of a GenBank genome assembly